AUAAUUCCCACAAAUAAUAAGAUGAUUAUAAAAACGUGGCCAACAACCCUUUAUUUUCACCAGUUCACCUACCUAAUCGCCCUCUCAUAAAAAAAAAAAAACUCCAAUUUUCUUUUUUUAUUUAACGGUCACAUUUUCCUCAUUCCCUAAUUAAAAACAUUCAGACACAACAAAUUUAGUUUCUUCUUCUUGUUUCUGUCUUAAUCCGAUUUUUGAUUUUUAUUUCCCCCACCACCGCGAAAUAUGAUUGCCGCCGGAGCUAAAUCGCUAUUUGGGCUUGCGAUUGCUUCUCCAAAAGGGCUUUCCGAUAGCAAUUCAUUGAGUAAUUCAAGAUCUGCUGUUGUUGUUCGUGCUUGUGUUUCUAUGGAUGGAUCACAAACUCUGAGUCAUAACAAAAAUGGAUUUAUUCCUGAGCUUAAAUCUAUUAACGGUCACACGGGACAAAAGCAAGGUCCUUUGUCUACGGUCGGAAACUCGACGAACAUAAAGUGGCAUGAGUGUUCUGUUGAGAAAGUUGAUCGACAGAGAUUGCUUGAUCAGAAAGGAUGUGUGAUUUGGGUCACCGGUCUUAGUGGUUCAGGGAAGAGUACUUUGGCUUGUGCUUUGAAUCAGAUGUUGUAUCAAAAGGGGAAGCUUUGUUAUAUUCUUGAUGGUGAUAAUGUUAGGCAUGGCUUAAACCGUGAUCUUAGCUUUAAAGCUGAGGAUCGUGCAGAGAAUAUUCGUAGAGUCGGAGAGGUUGCUAAGCUUUUUGCGGAUGCUGGAAUCAUCUGCAUUGCUAGUUUGAUAUCUCCUUAUAGAACAGACAGGGACGCUUGUCGAAAUUUGCUCCCCGAGGGAGAUUUUGUCGAGGUGUUCAUGGAUGUACCGCUUGAAGUUUGCGAGGCGAGGGAUCCCAAGGGUCUUUACAAGCUUGCUCGUGCAGGAAAGAUCAAAGGUUUUACCGGGAUCGAUGACCCUUAUGAGCCACCAUUGAACUGCGAGAUUUCUCUAGGCCGCGAAGGAUCAGGAACUUCUCCAAUCGAAAUGGCUGAAAAGGUCGUCGGAUACUUAGAUAACAAGGGUUAUCUUCAGGCAUAACAUACUUUAGAUACACAAAUUUGUUAUCCCACGGUCAUAGUUCUAUUUAACAAGCCAAAGUAUAAAAUUAAGCAAAUCCAUGGCUGUUUUAUGGAAUCACAAGCGAAAAAUAAAUAUAAUCUCUCAUAAUUUUUCUUGUUCUCUUUUUUUUGUACUUUAAAUCUUGAUGUUAUGGUUCUGUAUAUAAUAUGAUGAAAUCAAGGUUAAGCCUACUAAACAUU
This is a messenger RNA of Arabidopsis lyrata subsp. lyrata, 1298 nucleotides long. RefSeq names its product adenylyl-sulfate kinase 1, chloroplastic. The coding region runs from base 244 to 1077 and encodes 277 amino acids. The record is from RefSeq and is a predicted model, not a curated record. The transcript has 7 exons. Lineage: Eukaryota; Viridiplantae; Streptophyta; Magnoliopsida; Brassicales; Brassicaceae. Gene Ontology annotation, biological process: sulfate assimilation. Gene Ontology annotation, molecular function: adenylylsulfate kinase activity; ATP binding.